Molecule: messenger RNA, 3471 nt
Organism: Cervus elaphus (red deer)
Lineage: Eukaryota; Metazoa; Chordata; Mammalia; Artiodactyla; Cervidae
Gene: PRPF18
Product: pre-mRNA processing factor 18
Exons: 11
Coding region: 152-1207 (351 amino acids)
Biological process (GO): generation of catalytic spliceosome for second transesterification step; RNA splicing
Cellular component (GO): U4/U6 x U5 tri-snRNP complex; U5 snRNP; U2-type post-spliceosomal complex
Source: RefSeq, a predicted model, not a curated record
AGCCGCCCUGUCAGUUGUUGUCCUCCGGUAUUUGGGCUGCCUCCGUGUAAGUAGGUUAGCGGUGGCUGGCUGGGUUUAAAGUCUUAGUCCAGGGAGCUGGAGCUGGAGAGGGAGAAAGAAAACUCGAGACAGCUUCAACCCGGACAGCAAGAUGGACGUUCUGAAAUCGGAGAUCCUCCGGAAGCGGCAGCUGGUGGAGGACAGGAACCUGUUGGUGGAAAAUAAAAAAUAUUUCAAGCGUAGUGAACUUGCAAAAAAAGAAGAGGAAGCAUAUUUUGAAAGAUGUGGCUACAAGCCUGUAAAUGAGAAGCCAUCUGGAGAGAUACAGCCAAAAGAUGAGGACCAGAAACCAUUAACUUCAUCGAAUCCAGUAUUAGAACUUGAACUGGCAGAGGAAAAAUUACCCAUGACUCUUUCUAGACAAGAGGUUAUCAGAAGAUUGAGAGAAAGAGGAGAACCAAUCAGACUCUUUGGAGAAACAGAUUAUGAUGCUUUUCAACGUUUAAGAAAAAUAGAGAUCCUCACACCGGAAGUUAACAAGGGAUUGAGGAAUGAUCUGAAAGCAGCUUUGGAUAAGAUUGAUCAGCAGUACCUCAAUGAACUUGUGGGUGGCCAAGAGCCUGGAGAGGAAGACACCCAGAAUGAUUUGAAAGUUCAUGAAGAAAACACCACAAUUGAAGAAUUAGAGGCGCUGGGAGAGUCUUUAGGAAAAGGUGAUGAUCAUAAAGACAUGGACAUCAUUACCAAAUUCCUUAAGUUUCUUCUUGGUGUUUGGGCUAAAGAGCUGAAUGCCAGAGAGGAUUAUGUGAAGCGCAGUGUGCAGGGUAAAUUGAACAGUGCUACUCAAAAACAGACUGAGUCCUAUCUCAGACCCCUUUUCAGAAAGCUACGGAAAAGGAACCUUCCUGCUGAUAUUAAAGAAUCCAUAACAGAUAUUAUUAAAUUCAUGUUGCAGAGGGAAUAUGUGAAGGCUAAUGAUGCCUAUCUUCAGAUGGCCAUUGGAAACGCCCCUUGGCCCAUUGGUGUCACUAUGGUUGGCAUCCAUGCCAGAACUGGCAGGGAAAAGAUUUUUUCCAAGCAUGUUGCACAUGUUUUAAACGAUGAGACACAGCGGAAAUAUAUUCAGGGACUGAAGAGGUUAAUGACCAUUUGCCAGAAGCACUUUCCUACAGAUCCAUCAAAAUGUGUGGAGUACAAUGCACUAUGAGAUCUGUGUGCAGUGUGUAAAUAUCAAGAGAAGCUUAAGGAAGCCUGGCACGGACUUCUGGAAUUACCACCAGUUGCAAUGAGGGAAGAAGAAAAAAGGAGCUUCUGGUCUCUGAGUUCUACCUAAUGCAGCUCUUGGUUUUAAGAACCUGUGUUGGCUCUCAUGUCACAUCUGACUGCAGAGUGAUUUUUGUGUCUUACUUUUAAGUAGUCAAAAAAUUAAGUACUAAAGACUUUCUCCAAUAAUUUAAAUGUGUAAAUUUAAAACAGUCACAGAACACGGUUUAAAAUAACUUUUCCCCUCUAGACCUAAAAGUUGCACUGAGAGGAUUAAAGAGGAACAUUUGAGGAUGGGCUUAAUGAUUUCUGUAAAAUAUAGUAAUUUUCACAUUGCCUUUUAUGUUGUGUUUAUAGAGAAAUAUUUUUAUAUUUUUCAACAAAAAUAUGGAACCAUUUAAUGAAACUUGAUCGUCCUUAAAUGUUGCUUGACUCUUGCCACCUUGCAAUAUAUUUGAAUGUAAAUGUUUUUACUAUUAAGUGUCUAUCUUGCAUUUUAAAGCUUUUAUCCUUUAAAGCUACACAUUUAAAGCUAUAGUAUUGGUCAUCUCUCAGAACAGAUUAACAGGAUAUAGAAGUUUGGAAAACAAAGAUGGUAUAUUAAACCAACAGAAGUUCAAAUUCAGUAACCCCAGGCAUCAAGGUUUCAAGAUGAGGAAAUGGAUUGUCAGGGCUGCUGCUGGCUCUUCCUAGAGUAGGACUGCCUACUAAUGUCGUCCUCCCGAGACCGUGGUGGAUGGCUGGCCCUGCUCCGUCCCGCUGGCCAAAGAGAAAGGUGCCGGACUCUUGUCACUGCCCAGGCUGUAGGGCUUGGUCUGAUUUCACUCAAGCGAGGACUUCUUUUGACUCUUGCACAGUGUCACACCCAGAUAACUGUAAUGAAUCACUGCGCUUUAGAAGUUAAGAGGACUCAGUGAAUAGAGGCAGGUGGGUAAAUAGAAUGGUACUUGACCAGAUGGAGUGGUGCUGGCGGCUCCUGGUAGGAGAGGGGCUCUGACAUCAGAACUGCCUCACCUCAGGUUUCAGCAACAUAGGCAUGUGUAUGUCUGUACACCCACGAGCAAGGCACUUCAUCUCUCUAAACUUCAGCUUCCUUGUCUGCAGAUGGUGGUAGUCAUUGUCCAUGCCGCAUAGCAUCACUGUUUUAAGUAAAAUAAACUGUAUAGCAUGCUACCUGGCAAAUAACUAUGUACAUAACAAUUGUGUCCUUCUUGUUGGCAGAGUGAAGACAAAGUAGCUUUCCUGAACCAGUGGUCAGGACGGUGUGUGCUCACCUCAUGAUGACAGCUGUGCUGCUGGCGGCAGUGUCAGCAGUACUAGUUAGUGGAAGUAUUUAUUAAGCACUUACUGUAUCCACACUCUAUAGUUGCUCACACUUUCAGCCAUUUCUGAGUUUAGAAGAACCCAGAAAGUGGGGCCUGGAGUCAGCUAAGUGAGUGCAGGUGGAUUCAAUUACUUAUUCUGGUCCUUCUUGGAAAGCCCUGAAAGCCAGUUUUGGCCACUUGUGGGGUCUGUGGCUACUCUGGGCUGAUUCUGUCCACUGGUUAUUUGCUCGAUGGUGGCUGAGGCCUGCUGUCCUGAAUUAAAUCAGUGUUCCUUGCCCUUCACCCCACUUUAGAAAACCAUUUCUUAUUAAAUUAAUUAAGACUGAAGGAAGCUUACUAGAGCAAUAAGAGACAGACUUUUAUAAGAUGUGACAACAAUGUAGACUUCAGUUAUAUAGUCUUGUAUCGAACUUGUUUAUAAAUAUUGUUGAAUGAGUACUCCACAGAUCACUUUUUUUUUAAUUCAUAGGCAGGUCACACUAUGGUAGUCAGCUUAUUUUGUGUUGUCGUCCCAUUUGCUGUGAGUUAAUAUUGCACACAGAGAAGAAACUGCAUCAUGUGACACCAGUACCUUCUAGAACUGAUCAGCAUGGGUAGAUGGUUUGAGGAAAAAAAAAUGUGUAAGGUAUUCUGUGGUGCUGUGAAUGUUAGUCAUUUUAGGGCUUGGGUAGAGGGAGGCAGGUUGAAAGGUGUAGAUUCCUCGUAGAGAAGUUUUCUAUUUCCCAGAAGUUAAAGGUCUUCAGAGGACUGUACCUGUCAUGGGGGUUUAGUAAAAAAUGACCUCUCUCAUUCUCCAAAUCAUGAAAAUUAUAGUGCAGCAGAUGCUACAUGUUUCUAAUUUUUAGCUGUUUCUAAAACAAUAAAGGCCUAUCUUUUAAAAUCA